AGCAGCUGCACAGUUGGACAGGGAUCCUUUGUUUGGUUGGCUGCUACUUCCAUCCUUAUCGUCUACGUCGGCGUGUUGGUGACAUGUUCUGUUCCUCCCUUAUGGAGGGGAACCUUAUAAAAUUCAACUUUCCCCAGUGAGCCCGGCUAAACGGGAUCUUCUCGCAGACUGGGCGACGGAGCGAGAAGACGACAUGUCGCCGGGGUCUGUGGUUGGGGUGAUGUUGCUCCUGCCUUGUGUGGUGGUCGCUCUCUCGCACCGGGAUCCAGAGGAAGACCAGAUUCGAUCAGGAGAGGGAGCUGCAGGUGGCAUCGAGAGCAGAAGGCAAGAGGGGGAGCUUGGAGAAGAGCAGCACUUGCCUCACGGCCCUCCAAAGCCCCUGGAGGGGAACCUGCCACCGCUGGAGUCAGUGGACGUCCCCACGCCUGUCUCUGAGCACCGCCUAGGGAAGCUCUUGCUCCGCGCAGCCAAGGAAAAGCAUGCAGCUGUUGUGAAGGAGCUGCAGAGCAAACUGGUGGAAGCUUCCGGGAGGGAUUUGGAGCUGAGCCCCGAGGACAGAGCACGGUUCGGCGUUUGUUCCAAUCUAGAUGGGAAAACCGGUGGCCGGAUCGUCACCCCCUCGGCGCUGACUGAAAGCUUCGGAGGAGAUCCAGAGAAAGCGGCACUCUACGUUUUACACCCCACUAAAGAGCUGUGGGAGGUGGAUGGAGCGACACGCAGGACCACGCUGCUCCUUCACUUCCAGCUGCCACCCCCCCUGCACUCGGCACGCCACGAACUGACCCCCACGCUCCUGUUCUUCCUGGAGGGCUCUGUCAGGACGGGAGUGCUGAGCAUCUCCUUCAGCAGUCGUUCCCUCCUCCCGCAUCACCAGACGGCUUGCCUUUCAGCGGGAACCCAGUUCCUUGUUCUGUCCGGGGGAAAAGUACCAUGCGGAGCCCGGCAUCGCCUGGCAUGGCAGAUUACCAUGGAGACAAACUGGGGGGAUAAUGGAGCCGAGGCGUCUGCUGCUGAGGUGCAGCGGCUACUGAAAGGGGACAAGCCAGAGGACAAGGCUCCGAGCCCUCUGCUCCUGCUCCUGGCAGACAGGGUGGCGGCUGACGAUUCAGACGGCCCGGAGCCCAAGCACGCAGCGGCGCUGGAGCUGAGCCACACCGCAGCCCCCCCGCCUUCUGAAACCUUCCUUUUCCUGUGCGAGUUGCAGAAGUUCCUGGGCGAAGCGCUUUCGCACACGCAGCUGGAGCCCGUCCCUGCUCUGCCCGCCUCGGUGUCUCUCGGUGCCCUGACGUCCCUGCCCUCCAUGCGCCUGGGGUCCUCCUCCAGCGAGGCCCUCCUCUUGGGCCUGCUCAACUCCUCGGCUCCCACCUUAUUCUCCUUCCCCCGCAGCGCCUCGGAGCUCUGGGCCCACCGGGGUCGGCUGACCUUGCAGCCCCACUUGCUGUCGGUGCUGAGGCUGCGGCUGGAGGAGACCAUGAGCCGGAUGCGCAGAGAAGAGGCAGGAAGACACGGCACGAAGGAGCAGCUCCUCCGGCUGCAGGAACUGAGCGCGCUGCCGAGGGAGGGUGCCCAGCCGCCAGGGGGUGAGAGGGAUGGUUGCGGGAAGGUUCUGGCAACCCUGGAGAAAGACAGUAUCACGCCCUGCUUCUGCUCAAGGCCCUGCAGACUGUGCUCUGGACUUGGGAGGCGGAGAGGGGACAGCGGGCCGCUCGCGGGGGUCAAGAGGGCCAGAGAAGCAGGGGCAAGUGCCAGCUGCACCCUCUCACCGUGUCCAUGGAUAAGUACCUGCUGAGCCCGUCUACGGCGGCCAUCAACAACUGCCAGGGCUCGUGCAGCGACUUGCCGCUGGAGAGGAUCACCAAUCACGCCAUGAUGCUGAAUAUCCAUCGGAACAACGGGCUGCCGCUUGAGCGCGGACCCUGCUGCGUGCCCGUGGAGUACGAGGAGCUGUGCGUGGCCGUGCUGAACAGCGAAGGUACCGAAAUACAGUAUAAACCCGAGAUGGUGGCCAAGGAGUGCGGCUGCCGCUGACUUCCACCAGCGCGUGCUUUUCACGCAUGUACCGAAUGUGUAAUCCGUGCGAAAGACUGCUUCCGCCUGCCUGCGUGCUUCAGCCCUCGUGUGCAGAACACCUUUUUUCCCUUGCGAAGUCAUGCAUUUCUUCGCAAGUUUACCGUAACUGUAGAUGUCAUUCACAGAUUUCCAUCUUUAGGGGCUUUUCUGUAAGUCAGCUGUUCUCUGAUGGCAUUUUUCAUAUUUAUAAUAAAUUUUUUAAUG
This is a messenger RNA of Scleropages formosus (Asian bonytongue), 2274 nucleotides long. RefSeq names its product anti-Mullerian hormone (gene amh). The record is from RefSeq and is a predicted model, not a curated record. The transcript has 7 exons. Gene Ontology annotation, biological process: gonad development. Bases 194 to 1789 code for a protein of 531 amino acids. Gene Ontology annotation, molecular function: growth factor activity. Lineage: Eukaryota; Metazoa; Chordata; Actinopteri; Osteoglossiformes; Osteoglossidae.